Molecule: messenger RNA, 327 nt
Organism: Adineta steineri
Lineage: Eukaryota; Metazoa; Rotifera; Eurotatoria; Adinetida; Adinetidae
Source: the annotation of a GenBank genome assembly
AUGAAUUCUAUAGGUCAAACUACACAACCACCUAAUUAUUCUUGUAGUGAAAAUGAUACUUCUAUACAAUUUACAUUGUCUUCAUCAUCUCAUUCAGCUUCAAAUCCAACAUCAAGUUGUUCUUUACAACAAUGUAAUACAAGCUUGAAUGGUAACAAUAAUUGUCUUUCAUCAUCAACACCUUGUUUUGAUUAUCGAACAAUAAAUAAUAUUAGUUAUUGUGCACCUGGUAUUUUAUGUUCAAUAUUAGACAGAUGUGAUAAUAUUACACAAACAUGCUCAUCAAAUAGCUCAGUGUGCGUUAUUAAUUCAUGUUGUUCAUCAUGA